CUCACUUGUUCAACCUGUUACUGAAGGAAGGGUUGAAGAAGAAUGAAAAAGAGAAAGACACAGAGGACUCAGUCUGGAAGACGAGGGAUAGAGAAAGAGACCUUUAAGAUGUCCGUCUGAAGGAAAUGGACACAGAUAAAUCCAGUAAUCCAUCAAAAGGACCGGAACUGAGCAAUGUCAUGGCCCCAGAGGAAACUGCCCUCGGUGACAAAAGUGACAGACAGCGGGAGGAAGAGAAAGAGUCAGACGCCGUCGUUCCUGAUGGAUUUAUUGCAGUACCAUCAGUCAGCCAGCAGAGGGCACGAGAGAAACACAGAUACAAUACUAUAGGCUACCAGAAAAAGAAGCAGAGGUCAGCUGUGGACUUUUCUACCGUGAGCAAGGGAACAUCUGCCGGUGUGAGGACCAGGGGUGCAUUAAAGCAGGCACUUUUCAGCCAGGGAGUGUCUGACAAAAACAGCACAUUGGAGGAACGAUCAGGUGGUGUACAGGGGCAGGUGGAUGCACUGAAACAAGUUCUGGACUCUUUCAUCAUACCUGCUGACCUGAGGUGGACAUGGGGGCAGGGAGGUACUGAAAAAACACUGGAAAAGAGCUGGACAGACCUAGUGCACGCUCAUGAGUUUAUGUCAAAAAACCAGCGACACCAGCAGGAGGCGCUGUGGGAGCUUCUUAAUACUGAGCUUACCUACAUCAACAAACUCACUAUUGCCAAGGAACUCGUGCUGGCAGCAUUGUCACACUGUCAUGGAUACGGAUUUCUUCAGGAAGUCAGCCCCACAAUGCUCUUUUCCAAUCUCCCUUCUAUCCUUGACGCACAUCGGCUCUUUUGGCAUGAAGUGAUGUAUCCAAUGUUACAAGAAGUCCGUCACACUAGACAACCUUUUGACCCCCUGAAACUUGAGGCAGGAUUUUUGCAGUUUCCUGACCGUUUUCCUGCAUACUUUGAAUACUGUUGGGAAGAGGAGAGAAAUGUGGAGUUUACACGCAGACAGCUUGACACAAACCCACAAUUUCACACCUAUCUUACGGUACUGUAAAUCAUAUUCAUAUGUUAAAAGCAAAGAAUUAUUCUAUUGAAAAAAAAUGAUUACGCCAAAAAAAGCACAAAAGCAAGCGUUCACUUCAAGUUGAACACACCUAAUGUUUUUGAAUGAAUCAGUUGAAUGAAUGAUUCAAUGACUCAUUCAUGACUUAAAGUAAAUGCAGAAAGCGUUACUGAAAAAUGCCUGAAAUGUGCAAACAAUUAAUCACACCUGAACCAGCUAAUCAAGGUCUUACUGUAGGCAUACUAGAAACUUCCUCGCAGGGGUAUUGAGGCAAGCUGGAGCUAAACCGAGUUUGGACACCCCUGAUUUAGCCAAUCGUUUUAAGUUUUGUUUAAUGUUAAUGUGUACAACGCUGUGUUUUUCAGUUCUUUUUUUUAAUUUUAUUAUAAUUUAAAUUAGAUUUAAUAGAUCUUAAAGGUGUACAAAUGUGCAGAACAUGUUUGAAAAACCAUUUAAGAAAACUCGAUAAUAGCUUAUACGGAAAAAAAAUAUUUUUUUAUUUGAAGCUAAAUAAAGGCUGGAAAACAUAUUAAAUAUAGACAUAAGAAAUGGGUGGAGAGGUGUGAAUUUGUUUUCCACAUUUCGAACGAACUGUUUACCCCACCAAGUUCCCCUGUCAAUGUUUUUUUGUACCAGUGGACAGUAUGCAGAGUAAGCAGGUUAGAAAUGACUGUAAGAUCGCCUGCCUUCAUGGUGGUUUGACUGUAGUGGUUGGUUAUGGGGGUGAGCUGUUUCCUGAAGGGUACAUAGUAGAAGCAACUGCACAUUAAGUCCUAAAAUGAAUUAAUAUUAUCUUUAAUUGACUAAUUGUAGAGUUAAAUGCAAGCCAAAAUAUAGAAUGUCAGAGAACAGAACUGCACCACACUGUUAAAGUUAACGUGCUAAUCUGUGAUAUGAUCAUUUAGGCAAAAAAAAAAAAAAAAGUAUAACUUCAGAUGCACAAUUCAUACCAGAGAUGCACAAAAGCCAUAGAUUACAAUCAAAUUUGUUUAUGCAUGAAGAUAAAUGCAUGCAUGCAUGAUGUUCCUGAUUAUCUUGAUGUAAUUUGUUUCACAGUGGGUGGAGAAUCAUCCGCAGUGUGGGCGAAUGAGAUUGGGCGACAUGCAAGCCAAACCUCACCAGAGAAUAACAAAAUACCCUCUUUUGCUGAAAGCUGUUCAGAAGACCACACAAAACACCCCCACCCAAAACGCAAUUGAAAGAAUGGUGAGACUGUGACACAAUGUUGAUGAAUCACAUCAUAUGCUGUAAAUUUCAUUUGUACUGUGUAAACUCUUGUAGGUGUAAUAUAAUAAAAACAAGCAUUAAAUAAUGUUUUUACUAGUAAAAAAUAAUUGCCAUUUAUGUAGACAUAAUAUUAUCUGGAAAUAUUUGAAGACUUCAUAUGCAAAAGCCUCUAAGUGCCGUCUGAAAUUUUCUUCUAAAAUUUUUAUUUUAUCAAGCUCGUAUAUUUAGGUUCAGUAAU
Ctenopharyngodon idella (grass carp) is the source of this 2514-nucleotide messenger RNA. It is a transcript of the gene plekhg6, whose product is annotated as pleckstrin homology domain containing, family G (with RhoGef domain) member 6. The transcript has 8 exons. Gene Ontology annotation, molecular function: guanyl-nucleotide exchange factor activity. The coding region runs from base 126 to 1040 and encodes 304 amino acids. The record is from RefSeq and is a predicted model, not a curated record. Gene Ontology annotation, cellular component: endocytic vesicle; plasma membrane; axon. NCBI's taxonomy places the organism in Eukaryota, Metazoa, Chordata, Actinopteri, Cypriniformes, Xenocyprididae. Gene Ontology annotation, biological process: Rho protein signal transduction; endothelial cell migration.